This is a messenger RNA of Maniola jurtina (meadow brown), 4314 nucleotides long. It is a transcript of the gene Karybeta3, whose product is annotated as importin-5. Gene Ontology annotation, cellular component: nucleus; cytoplasm. Bases 94 to 3375 code for a protein of 1093 amino acids. The transcript has 18 exons. Gene Ontology annotation, biological process: protein import into nucleus. The record is from RefSeq and is a predicted model, not a curated record. Gene Ontology annotation, molecular function: nuclear import signal receptor activity. NCBI's taxonomy places the organism in Eukaryota, Metazoa, Arthropoda, Insecta, Lepidoptera, Nymphalidae.
AGCAAAAGCAAGGAGGACAGCUUUACUCUAUGGUGGACAGCCGCGUAAAAUUUAUGAAAAAAAGUUGAGCCUUUUCAAUAAUUGUUUUUCAACAUGGCAGGAGAUCAAGCGCAAUUUUACCAAUUACUUAGCACAGUAUUAUCAAUAGAUAACGAAAUCCGAACCCAGGCCGAAAAAGUUUACAACGACAUCCCAACUGAAACUAAAGUGGUCCACCUAGUUGGUGCUAUUCAAAAUGCAAAUCUCGGCGAAGAAUGCAGGGAGACAGCUGCAGUUCUCCUCCGUAGGCUACUUAGUGCAGAAUUCUUUGAAUUCUUCCCCAAACUACCAGUUGAGCAGCAAACAAUGUUGCGGGAACAACUCCUCCUCACAUUACAAAUGGAAGUUAGUCAGUCGUUGAGGCGCAAGAUAUGUGAUGUAGUAUCGGAAUUAGCAAGAAACCACAUAGAUGACGAUGGAGUCAAUCAAUGGCCAGAGUUUCUUCAGUUUAUGUUCAAUUGUGCAAGUUCACAGGACCCUAACAUCAAAGAAGCUGGCAUCAGAAUGUUUACAUCAGUGCCGGGUGUGUUUGGUAACCGCCAGAAUGAGAACCUGGACGUGAUCAAGCGGAUGCUUCUGUCUGCGCUGCAACCCACAGAGUCUCCAGCGCUGCGCAUGCAAGCCGUUAAGGCGGUGGGCGCCUUCAUAUUGCUACAUGACAAGGAGCCAGCCAUACAGAAACACUUUAGUGAUCUAGUCCUGCCCUUCAUGCAGGUCGUAGUCCAAUCGAUCGAGGAAGAAGACGAUGAUUCUGCAUUGAAAGUCCUUAUUGAGCUGGCUGAGACAGCACCCAAAUUCCUACGUCCGCAAGUGGAGACAAUCUUCCAAGUUUGUAUAAAGGUCAUUGGCGACAAAGACGCAGAGGACAACUGGCGUCAGCUAACCCUGGAGGUUGUGGUGACUCUGUGCGAAACAGUGCCGGCGAUGGUGCGCAAGGUGGUGCCCAACGCGGUGCAAGUGCUGACUCCACUGGUGCUGGAGAUGAUGUGCGAACUGGAGGACGACCCCGAGUGGGCCGUGCAGGACAACGCGGCUGAUGACGACAAUGAACUAAACUAUGUAGCAGCCGAGUCUGCCUUAGACCGCAUGUGCUGUGGUCUCGGAGGCAAAAUUAUGUUAGGACUGAUUGUCAACCAAGUGCCAGUGAUGUUAGCUUCGGAAGACUGGAAGCGACGUCACGCGGCCCUGAUGGCUGUCUCCUCAGCUGGCGAGGGCUGCCACAAACAGAUGGAACAGAUGCUUGACCAAGUUGUGUCAGCCCUGCUCAAUUAUCUCACUGACCCUCACCCAAGAGUCCGUUACGCUGCAUGCAAUGCAGUAGGACAGAUGUCGACGGAUUUCGCGCCGGUGUUCGAGAAGAAAUUCCAUGACAAGGUUGUGCCAGGUCUUCUGUUAGUUCUGGACGAUAGCGCAAACCCUCGUGUGCAGGCUCAUGCUGCAGCAGCUUUGGUAAACUUCAGUGAAGACUGCCCUAAGUCAAUCCUUACACAAUACUUGGGCCCACUGAUGGGGAAGCUUGAAGCCAUAUUGACUGCCAAAUUUAAAGAGUUGGUGGAGAAAGGUACAAAGCUGGUACUGGAACAGAUAGUGACGACGAUCGCGUCGGUCGCCGACACGGUCGAGAAAGAUUUCGUGGAGUAUUACGACAGACUGAUGCCUUGCCUCAAGUACAUCAUCGCCAAUGCUACCACUGACGAGUUCAAGAUGCUCCGCGGCAAGACCAUUGAGUGCGUCAGCCUUAUCGGUUUGGCGGUGGGUGAGGAGAAGUUCAUGUCUGACGCGUCGGAAGUGAUGGACCUGCUGCUGAAGACACACACAGAGGGCGACCAGCUGCCUGCAGACGACCCGCAGACUUCCUACCUUAUUUCCGCCUGGUCCAGGAUUUGUAGGAUAAUGGGUAAGAAAUUCGCUCAAUACCUGCCCAUGGUGAUGGAGCCGGUGAUGCGUACGGCCGCCAUGAAGCCCGAAGUGGCGCUGCUGGACAAUGAAGACCUCGAAGUGAUUGAGGGAGACCUCGACUGGCACUUUGUGACGCUGGGCGAACAACAGAACUUUGGCAUUAAAACUGCAGGUCUGGAAGACAAAGCGUCUGCUUGCGACAUGCUCGUAUGUUACGCGCGCGAACUUAAAGAAGCCUUCGCCGAAUACGCGGAGGACGUCGUCAAGCUGAUGGUGCCGAUGCUGAAGUUCUACUUCCACGACAACGUGCGCACGGCUGCCGCGGAAUCGCUGCCGUACUUGCUGGAGUGCGCGCGCAUCCGCGGCCCGCAGUACAUCCAGGGAAUGUGGGCGUACAUCCUGCCCGAACUGCUCAAGGCCAUCGACUCGGAGCCCGAGCAGGAGGUGCAGGUGGAGCUGCUCAACAGUCUUGCCAAGUGCAUUGAACUGCUGGGCACAGGAUGCCUGUCUGAUGAAAUGAUGGCGGAAGUCCUUCGCAUCCUGAACAAACUACUCACUGAACAUUUUGAACGCGCUACCGAGCGUCGUCAAAAACGCGCCGACGAGGACUAUGACGAGGUAGUGGAAGAACAACUAGCUGAUGAAGACAACGAAGACGUUUAUGGUCUGUCCCGUGUAGCGGACGUGCUGCACGCGCUCAUGUCUGCGUACCGCGACAGCUUCUACCCGCAACUCGACUCUCUGCUGCCACACCUCGUGCAACUGCUCGCGCCCGGACGACCUUACGCCGACCGGCAGUGGGCCAUCUGCAUCUUUGAUGACGUCAUAGAGUUUGGCGGUCCGGCAUGCGUAAAAUACCAAGACAUAUUCCUCGAGCCAAUGCUGAAUGGGCUCCGCGAGCCCGAAUCGGAGGUCCGGCAAGCGUCCGCCUACGGCUGCGGCGUGCUGGCGCAGUUCGGCGGGCCGCAGUUCGCAGGCGCGUGCGCGCGCGCCGUACCUCUGCUCGCCGCCAUCGUUGCCGAGCCGGACUCGCGUUCCGUGGAGAAGCUCAACGCGACCGAGAACGCCAUCUCGGCCGUCACCAAGAUCAUCAAAUACAACCACUCGCAAAUCAACAGGGAUGAAAUCAUCAGGCAUUGGUUGACAUGGCUACCUGUAGUGGAAGACACUGACGAAGCGCCUCACGUGUACUCCCUCCUGUGCGAGCUGGUGGCGAGCGGGCACGCGGCGCUCGCGACGCCGGACGCGCCGCAGCGAGUGAUCGCGGCGCUGGCGGAGGCCUUCCUGCACGACGCUGUACCCGACGACAACCCCGUGUUCGCGCAGAUGGUCGCGCUAGUUCGACAGAUACAGAGUAACACAGAACUGUUUAACUCAUGCGUGAUGCAGCUAAGCACCGAACACAAGGAGGCGCUGAAAGUGGCGCUCUCCACCUAGUGCCAGCUCCGAAGUUCGCCGCUUGUAUUUAUUCACCGCUCGCCCCUCGCCCGUCGCUCCCCGGCUGCCCACCGCCAGUCGCGCUCCCUAUACGAGCCCACAUCCCCUGUGACUAGUUACAUAGACCAUUAAAUGAAAAUGAAAAAUAAAAUUAAUCAUGCUGUGCUAUAUUUACAUAAAGUAAAAAUAAACUAUUAUGACAAAAUAGAUAAUAAAAUAAACUUUUCUAAUAAACACAGGUUGUGUGUAAAUUCGAACUUAGUUCGUUGUAAUGACUGGUGUAAAAAAAUAUAACCUAUAUUGUAAUUAAUAUGAAAUAUUACCCCCCAUCCCUACAGUUCUAUGAAAUUGUUUUCUUCGAUCUCAAGAAGUAUCUAUCAGUUGAGCUAAAAAUUGCUGUGAUAUAUUUUAUACUAAUUUUGAUGAUCAGCCACAUAAAAGUAGCACGUCUUGAACUUGACCAUGAUGUCGAUUUCUAAUAUGUAUUUUUAAUGUCAAUAUUUGAAACAAAAUGAUGAUAGAUGAUGGCAGAUGGUCCAAUUUCAAUGUUAAUAUUGUAAUUAGGUUGGGGAAAUUAUAGAAUAUUGAAUGAGAAAGAUAUUAGACAUUUGAAUAUUGUAUAAUGUAUAUGUAUAUAUAAUCUCGAUUAAUUCUAAAGGUGAUUUACUAUCAUUAUUGAUAGAGAAAUUUUACAUUUCCUGCAGCAUACAUUUGAGCAUUUAUUGUUCAUUUCUUCAUUUUUGGUAAUUUAUAUAAAAUUGGGCUGUGACAUUCCCGAUUUUUGUUUGCCUUAUUUUGGUUGCGUUGGGAUGUUGGUAGUUUUCUGACGAGACUUUUCUGUUUCAGUGAUGUUUCUAAGGAAUAAUUUUAUUCAUUAAAUAUAUAUAUAACGUAUAUACAUUUCUUUGUUUAUCGAAAAUAAAAGUUAUUGGCAUUGAA